This is a messenger RNA of Penicillium macrosclerotiorum, 372 nucleotides long. Its product is annotated as pyruvate transporter MPC1. NCBI's taxonomy places the organism in Eukaryota, Fungi, Ascomycota, Eurotiomycetes, Eurotiales, Aspergillaceae. Gene Ontology annotation, cellular component: mitochondrial inner membrane. The transcript is spliced from 4 exons. Bases 1 to 372 code for a protein of 123 amino acids. Gene Ontology annotation, biological process: pyruvate import into mitochondria. The record is from RefSeq and is a predicted model, not a curated record.
AUGGCUGCUGCUAUCAAGGCUAUCAAUGCCAAGAUCCGCUCCAAUAAGGUGCUGGACUAUGUCUGCUCGACUCACUUCUGGGGCCCCGUCUCCAACUUCGGUAUCCCCAUUGCGGCCGUGAUGGACACUCAGAAGGAUCCUGAAAUUAUUUCCGGCCCUAUGACCGGCGCCCUGGUUGUCUACGCCGCCACCUUCAUGCGCUACUCUCUCGCUGUCACACCCAAGAAUUACCUCCUCUUUGCCUGCCACCUGACCAACUUUGGCGCUCAGACUACCCAAGCCUACCGAUACCUGAACUAUUGGAACUGGGGUGGCCGGGAAGCUCAGCUCGCCGAGAAGGCUAAGCUCGGCCAGGAGGCUGCAGAGGCAUAA